AUGGGGCGGGGUCCUGCUACUACACAAGAUGCAGAGGUCCCGAGAAACCAAAUGGCUCGUUUCCACAGUUACUUGCAUGGAGGAACAUCCAGUUUGCUCUCCACCCUUCCCACUAUCAUCGUCUUCCCGGUUUACAAGACGGUUUUCCGACAACAGCUCCAUAACACCUUGAUUCGUCAGGCAGUGGGACAGCUCUACAGGGAGGGGCCCAUCAAGCUUUACAGAGGGGUUGCCCCACCCUUACUGAUGAGGACAUUGAAUGGGACACUUCUCUUUGGUCUACAGGAUACCCUUGUCCAACAGUUGUCUUCAUCAUCUCUGAAUACCCUGCCCAUCUUUGCCCUGUCUGCACUCGCAGGAAUGGGUGCAGGUAUUGUAGAGGCCCUGGUCUUCACACCAUUUGAACGUGUCCAAAAUGUGUUGCAGAAUGGAAAAAACGACCGCAAGCUGCCUACCCUAAGGAGCAUUCUUGUCAGGCUGAGUUCAGAGAGGUUGGCCCUAGGGUACUACAAGGCAUUGUUGCCAAUUGCAACUCGCAACGCCAUAGGGAGCUGCCUUUACUUUGGCCUGAAGGGACCCUUGUGUGCCAUCGUAGAGCAAAAGGGGCUCUCUCCAACAGCCUCCUCAUUUAUGUCUGGUACCCUGACCUCCAUGGCAAUCAGCUUGCCUCUGUACCCACUCUCUGUGCUUGUGGCUAACAUGCAAGCACAGGUGGGGGAAGAAAUGAAUGGCAUGAAAGGAAGUUGGAGGAAGUUGUGGGAAUCCCGCCAGCGGAGUAUUACUCUGCUUUACCGGGGAGGUUCUCUGGUUAUUCUGCGAUCAUGUAUCACAUGGGGAAUCACCACUGCUAUCUAUGACAAGCAAGAGAGGCAGGCAGGCUGA
This is a messenger RNA of Lampris incognitus (smalleye Pacific opah), 882 nucleotides long. RefSeq names its product solute carrier family 25 member 53-like. The record is from RefSeq and is a predicted model, not a curated record. NCBI's taxonomy places the organism in Eukaryota, Metazoa, Chordata, Actinopteri, Lampriformes, Lampridae. The transcript has a single exon. Bases 1 to 882 code for a protein of 293 amino acids.